This is a messenger RNA of Fundulus heteroclitus (mummichog), 12851 nucleotides long. RefSeq lists its product as uncharacterized. The record is from RefSeq and is a predicted model, not a curated record. Lineage: Eukaryota; Metazoa; Chordata; Actinopteri; Cyprinodontiformes; Fundulidae. Gene Ontology annotation, biological process: lipid transport. Bases 1167 to 12644 code for a protein of 3825 amino acids. The transcript has 74 exons. Gene Ontology annotation, molecular function: lipid carrier activity.
GAGGGUCGUUGCUCUGUGCGCCAUAUAGCUGGAGACACUAUCUGUUGCGUCUCAAAAGGACGUCGAACCAUCGGGGUUUUAACACUGGAAAGGUAUAGAGGUUGGCCCGGGUACCCGGUAGUCAGCCCUGGCCUUCUCAGAGGUGAGGCUAUCUGUCCCACAGCUAAAGCUUGGUUCAAAUGAAGACAUGCAGUACGACAAUGGCCCCAAACACAGCAGCAGAUCUACUGCUGUGUGUCUGGAGAAGAAAAUGGUAGCAUUACAUUUAGUGUACCGCAAUGCUAACAAACAAUGUGGUCAACAACAGCACGUUUUGGAUUUUUUUUCUGUGUUCCUAUUGAAUAAAAAGAUGACAAAAGAGAAUGCGUCUUGUGUUUAUCAACAUGGUACGUACUAUUUUAUGGAUAUCUAAAGAAAUCCAUUUGUGCACUCAUGGUUAAACUGUAAUUAAAGACACGUGUGCUGUUUUACAUAGGUUGUAUUACAAAGUGUUCCUGCUAUCUGUCCCACUUUUCUUCUUUGUGAAGCUAGCUCUGGCUCACUCAGAUGAGAUGGAGAGCACAUGUGAACAUCCAUUCUAAAGGUUGUGCAACAAGUUUUCUCUUUUGGACUGAGGACUUUGACUAGGCCAUUCUCUGACAUGAAUAAGCUUUGAUGUAAACCACUGAAACCCUGUCUGUAGGUGUAGGAGGCUGGAAGGUGAACCCCGGUCUACAAAUUACAACAAAAACCUGCUCUUCUCCAGAACUUUCUCCUUGACGUUGUCUGCUGUUCUCCUCGGGCUUCAAGAAAGUGUUUGCUCACUGAUGUUCUCUAAAAUCCCAGUAAAGUACAUUGAAGGUUUGAAGUGGUAACACCUAAAAACCUGGAGCAUCAAGGUAAACUGAAGUUGCGUUUUCUCCACAUAUGUUCCUCAUGUUUCCAAUUUAGCCACACAUCUCCAUGUGUUUUGAGUCUCAAGGCCUCGCUAAGUGAUUGGCCCAUUGACUGUUUGUAGCUUUAGCCUGGGAACUGCUUCCUGAUUGGCUGCCGUGAGCAGCAUGGGUCACGGUGGAAGUCCACAUACAAGCCCGGUCAUUCAGUUAAACGAACAGAGCUUGGCUUUCAUCUCUCAUGUACAUGUUGAGGUUUGUGGGGAACCGGACCUGUACUGACUCCAGCUUGCUAUGGCUGUGUCUAUGUCGCUGCUUGGUUAUUCACAUGCUAUUAUGAUUAUUCUACUUCUACAUGGUGACUGUCUUAUGGUGACACCAGACGUCUGUGACUCAAGUUGUUCUGGAUCUGCGGCGGCUGCUUUCUCCGGUCAGAAAGGUGUGAGGUACACUUACAGGUACAGCAGUGCCAUCACCACCAGCCUUCAUGGCUCGAGCGGUGGCAGGAAUGGGCUGGCUCUGGACUGCGUGGUGGACAUUGAAGUGGUCUCCAAGUGUCACCUAAUAAUGCAGAUAAGGAAUUCACAGAUAAAGCGUCUCUCCCCUCAGAGGGAACACUCUGUCCUGCAUUUAAAAAGCUUGAGGGAGUCACUGGAGAGAACGCGCCUCAAGUUCUCCCUCCAGGGGGGAAAGGUCACAGCCCUCUGUCUCCAGGAAGGGGAGCAGGUGUGGGCUCUCAACAUUAAAAGGGCUCUACUGAGCAUGCUCCAGACCUCCACCACGGUCGCCAAAUUCAGAGAAGAAACAGAGACGGAUGUUCAUGGAACAUGCACCAGCAGAUAUGAGAGGCGAGGGCCCACACUGCUGAAGAGCAGGGAUCUUAAACGGUGCCAUCAGUCCAGGUUGGCCGACCUCUGGCCUCACUCAGCUGCUCUGACCGAAGACACGAUGUUGCAGAUGGAGCUACACUGCGUUCAGCGACCUGGAGAGACAAUGAUGGAAGAAGUCAACUGUACCGAGGUUGUCUCACUGGCAACUUCUUUGAGGAGUUCAACACCUGUGAAGACCAAGAGUGUGUCCAUGUUGCUCCUGCUCAAAGUCCAGUCAGGAACAUCUUUAGGAGCAGAGUCCCUAAGUCCUGGUGCGCUCACUGACCUGCAGUUUGAGGAUGAUGAUGAUUCAAGGCUGCAAAAACACAGGCCGACAACUCCAGAGAAAGUUGGUCAGACCGUGGCGUUGUUGUGCAGCGCCGCCUCAGAUCCUCAGCUGGUUUCACAAGAGUUCCUGCAGCUGGUGUUCCAGCUCAGAGAUAUGACUCUUUCUCAACUCAAGAGACUUUGGCAAGAAACUUCUUUCAAGUGCAGAAAUGACUGGCAGCCACUAUUGGACGCAUUACCUGCAUGUGGAUCUGAAAACUGCACUCUACUGCUGACUGACCUGAUCAUGAACAAAGAACUGGACGAGGAGCACGUUAACUCUUUCCUUACCGCCCUAGCCCUCAUCCCACAUCCAUCACCUCAGAUCAUUGGCUCCAUCAAUGGUUUCUUGGAGAGCCCAGAGCUGCGGCCCAAGGCAAUGCUGACCGGAUCAUCUCUGAUCUAUCAGCUGUGCCAAAGGCUUCAAACGUCCUGCGGUAAAACACCUCAGGUAGAGUCUUUCUUACAGACGCUUCAGGAAGCCCUGAGCACGGGCUGUGAGGAAAAGGAACCCCACGAAGUCAGUGAGAUUUUUUAUGCAAUGAAAUCCAUUGGGAACAGUGGUAUGUCUGCAGCUGCCUUUAUUCCUCUGUUGAAUCGCUGCAUGCUGGGCCACAAAACGGAGCUGGAGCUGAGACUUGCUGCCAUCCAAGCUUUCAGACGCUUUCCUUGCUCAGCUGACCGGUCUGUGCUGUUGCAGCUGUACAGAUCUUCCCAGGAGGACCCUGAGGUCAGGAUCGCUGCAUACCAGCAGCUCAUGCUCUGCCCUGACCAGGAAGUGUUUAAGGUGGUGAAGACAACCCUGAGGAGCGAGACUUCCAGCCAAGUGGGCUCAUUUGUCUGGAGUCAUCUCACUAAUAUCCUGCGGAGUGAGGACCCUAUGAAGCAGACCUUAAUUGACUUACUACCUGAUGACAUUAUAAGCAGAGAUUUUGAAGCAGAGUUUUGGAAAUAUUCCUCCUUUUCAGAUCAUACUUUUGUUUCAGGCUUUGGGAUAAAAAAUGUAGAAACAUCCCUGAUUUUCUCUCCAAAGUCCUUUCUGCCCAGGUCUGUCUCGGCCAACGUGACGAUUUAUUUACACGGUCGAGCGCACAACCUGCUGCAGGUGGAUCUACACAUGGAAAACUUUGAGCCACUUUUGAGGAGUGCUUUUGGUGACAAGACAGACAGUGAGCGGGCUGCUAAGCACGGAAAACAGGAGACGAGAAGGGGUGGAAGGGCAGCGGAUGACAGAAACAGAGGAGAAAAAGAACCGUGUGUGUCCAACACCGACAGUUAUCUGAACCAGGCCAGGGCCAUGUUUUUUGGAAAAAAGAAAGUAGACGAGGAAAGGCCAAGGUGUUGGUUUGCUGUGAAGAUCUUUGGGAAUGAGCUCAGUGUGUUGACAUGUGACGACAUCUACAACCAAGUCCAUCAGGCGUCCCUCAGCAUGGCUGGGCUGGCUGUGAAACUGCUCAAGGGUCAUGAGGUUCAGCUGAGCCACAGGGGUGUGCUGAUGACCGAGGAGCUGGUGUUGCCCUCGCUGUCCGGCGUCCCCAUCAAACUGGCCGUCAACAUGACCUCUCUUCUCUCGCUGCACCUGAAAGGCAGCGUUAACUACAGGGAUGCUUCUCACUUCUCCCUGAACGGAUACGUGCGCCCCAGUGCCUAUGUGGGCUUGUCAGCCAGGAUGGGGGUGGACGGUGCUUUGGGUCGGGCUGCGGUUGAAUGGCUUGCUGAGCUCAGGAGCUCCCCCAGCCUGGAUGGGAUCUUACAGCUGCAGGAGGGGCGGGACAUCCGAGUCACUCUGAACACACCACAGGACUUGAUGGACAUCUUCUCUCUCAGCUCCAGAGUAUUUCAGCUUAGCGGAGACCACAGAGAGGAGAUUAAGGGACCAAAACCUCGGAUCCAAAAGACCUCCUGCACACCAAAAGACUGGUCCAAACUGAUUGGCUGGCAGUUGUGCUCCAAUGUCUCUUAUCCUUCUCUUGCCUCUGGUAUUACUUUACCCCCUUCUGGACCGGUCCAACUGUCGCUCAGACUGCUGAAGCUGGAUAGAGGCCUCCAUUACUAUCUGCUGGAGGCCGCUUACUCAUUACAUCAUAUGGGGGGGACCUGGUUUCCCAGAGAGGCCUCCAUCCACCUCCUACUUGCCACCCCUCAGUCGUCCAUUCCCAGGGACAUGUCUCUGGACCUGGCCAUCAGCUCCCACAGAGUGCUGCUGAGAAUCAAGCAUCCACUGAAAACCAUCUUCUUACAAGGACAAAUUGAACAAGAGAAGAAUAUACAGUCAGGGAAGCUUGAGCUUACAAUUGACAGCGUUCAUUAUUAUAUCCUGGGUUUGGUGGAGAGCACCAGCCUUCAGUCUGAGCAGAGAACACGGUACCACGUGGAAGCUAAGACGGCCGCUGACGAACACCCCAUGGUUCUGUCGGCUAACGCUACUCGUGGACUGGGCAGGAAGAGCAGCUUCUCUGCUACUCUGAAGAACGUGUUCAGAGAAACCGCCUCCCUCUCAGUGGCUCUGGAGCGGAGGCGGGACCUCAGCAGCAGCCAGUACUCUGUGGAGGCGGAGCUCUUCUUACCUGGACUGGUGGGCAGCAGGAUGCUGGGACUGAUGGAACAGAAGGGGGCGCUGUUGAGCUCUGUCCUCAGGGUGAAAUAUGGCCUGAGAGGGGAAUCCAGGAACCUGCAUCAGGAGUGCUAUACUUCCCAGAGACUGAGGAGAGGCAGGGACUCAACCCUCACGUACAUCAUGAGAGCUGAUCAUGAAUUCUACUGCACUAACACGGCAUCUAUCAACCACAAGAUCCACAUCAGGCAUGAAGAAAGCCCCAGCCACAUCAAGUCAGCCCUGGACAUGAGCUACGGCAAACACUGGGACGAGCUCAACAACAAACACACACUUCUCCUCAGUCAGUCCCUCCUGAACCGAUCCACAGAGAACCACACCAGUUACGUGUUGGAGUUCAAUCUGCAGGUACCAGGGAACAAUUUAAACUACAGGACUCAGCUGAUGCACUCUCACCUGACGCAGCAUGGCUCUGAGAGCAGCACUCACUUAAAAAUCAAUUACAACAACCUGAUGCCUGUGGUGGCUGGAUUACACUGGAAAAGCCCUCCCAAAAACGUUCUUCCAAAGAAAUGGGAAGGCACCUUCAACAUGGACACACCAGGGCUGUACAUUUACGCCACCCACAAGCUGAGCCAGCCGCACCGCCACACCCUGCAGCUCACCUCGGAGCUGACAGCCAGCAAGUGGCUGACCGUCCGUAACCUGGUCCUGGACGCUUUGUACAGGGACAGGGGCCGAGAGAAGGAAGCCCGUUUGGAGGUCUACACACCUGCUGCUACCUACCUCCAAGCAGGGGUGUGGGGCGUGGCGGGAAAGCAGGCUGUAAAGGCCCACGGCUCCUUGGGUUCCCUUUGGACUCCUCCUCUGGAAGCAAACAUCUCUCUGGAGACCUCUAAAUCCAGCCACUCCCUGUUGAUGAGGACCACAUAUGGCAAGCAAAAUGUCAGCUUUGCUGCUGCAGUGAGCUGUGCUGAUAAGAAUUUGAAGAAGAGGCGGGCGAUUGUAAAGAUCACCUUCUCCAGGCCAAAGAGUCCUACCAUGGAAGUGGAGUUAGAGGGCUUGGUGGAGGAGCUGAGGAGGGACAGGAAGAUGUAUCAGAAAGCAGCUCUGCUCCAGUUUAGACAGCCCUUCCACACCUUUCCUCAGACUCUUCUUCUGCGGGAGACCUUCACUGUAGACCUCAUCAAAGGCCUCUACAUUUUGGAGUCUAAAGCUGGUUUCCACGACGACAAGGAAGUCGUCCACACCCUGACUCUCGGCUACAAACCCCCAAGCCCGUUUGUUUGUUCUGCGCUCAUCCAUACGUUCAGCUCCGACACUUUUCCAUCAGACUCUGAAGCCUGUGUGACUGCCACCAGCAACCAGACAGACAGACAUGUACGAGGGAGGUUAUUGGUCAACAGUCAGGAGAAACUGAACUUCCUUGGGCAGAUCCACCUGAGUCCCUCACAUUCAAAUCAGCAGUCAAUACAAAUGAAAGCCAACUACAGUCAUGAUCUGCAGCUGCAGCUGCCCUCCUCUGCUGUGAUGGAGGGAGACUUACUCUGGAUCCCUAAACUAAACAAUGAGUUUGACUAUCAGGCCAGAGGAAAUCUGAGAAUAGAGCGACAGGAGUGCAAACUUUCAGUACAGCUGAACGGAACAUCAGGAAGAGUCGGCCUCCGUUCCUCUCUCACGCAUCCCUUCAAAUCAAAGAUUCCUAAAACGCUACAGGUGGAAGCUGCUGUAGACCACUCGGCGGGCGGAGAAGGGAGCAGUUCAUUGAAUGUGAGAGCUAACGGGAAGAGCAGGGUGACUCUGAAUGGCCAGAUGUCCCACCGGCUCCAGAAUCAAGACAGAGCACUGAGACUGAACCUGAAUCUGUCCCAGAACCUCCUGCCAACGGUCACCGACCUGCAGCUAAACAUGGCGGCCGACGUGACGGCGCACAGUGUGUCUCUGCGUGGCUCCUUCACACAAGGACAGGAGGCAUUGCUGGCCCAGGUCACGGGGUCUCGAAACAACUCCCAGGGUCUUCAGCUGGCUCUGUGGGGGAAUGUUCACCAUUCAAUGUCCAUACUGGAGGUUCUGCCCCAUGUCCUGAGUCUGGAUGGAGUGUUAGAGCACGCUGAUACUUUAACAGAGGGACAUCUGAGAGUUAACGUGAUGGAGACUGUUCACAGCAUAGAGCUGAGACGUCAGCUGGAUGCUGCAGAAAGUCUGGCCAAAGACGGAGGAAUGGUGGGAGAGGAUUCCCCGCGCACACAGGACCGGCUUUGUGUUUGGUCUGGGCUUCAGAACCUGUGUGUUAAUGUCAGCCGGCUCCUGGAGAACCAGGCAAAUGGAGAGAUCUCUGUUCAGCUUUCUCACUCCUUCCACCUGCUCAACACCACAGGUGUGCCUGCUGACUGCAGCGCUAAGACGGAGUGGACCCAGGACGAGGUUGGGCUGUCAGUCCUUGCAGAGCUGCAGGCUGGGACUGAGCAUGUCAAAGCUGAGUUUCACAGGGAGAAGACAGACCUGCGCUGGCAGUUCUUCUCCAGCUUACAACAACAAGUCAAGGCCCUGCAGAAAAGAGGCCUGGCAAGCUCAUUCCAAGCCAGUGCGCAUUACCAGUCAGAAGCAGGAGGAAUUGACUCAAGCUUGGUUCUCAGCGUAGAAGAUGAGAGAAGGGCAGAGAUCCUUUUGAUUGUGGGAUCAACAAACAAAACAGCUGCUUUAGUCGUGACGCUAAGGCAGCACAUGAAGCUGUUCCAGGGUUUCGUACCCAGCUAUUUACAGAUGAACUGCACAGGGGUCACCACCAAAGACCGACUCUCAGCUCACUGCUCUGGAAACGUGGCAAACGGCCCUGUGGAGACUCUCAUUGGUCCACAGGCCUCAGCCAACAUUUCCAUCACCCAUUCAGGAUGUGUCACAAACCUCAGUGCAGUUCUCCAGGCUGAUGGAGCCAAGAAAGGCGCUCUGACUCUGUCCCUGACUCGCAGUCCUCACGGCAGCCUACGUGCAGCUGUCCUGCACCUAUUAGAUGCAGUAAAGACGCUGCGAUUUGCUGCCAGCGGAGCCCCACCACUGAAUAAUGGCUCAGGUGCGUCUCUGCCUGCCGUGGAUUUCAGCCUGGAGCUGGGCCGGUGUUCCCUCAGGGGAAAUCUGGGUAAUACCGCGGCUUUACAGCCAUCACAGCCUUCUCUAAUCAUGAAUGUGACCAGCCACUGCCCUCUGUUUCAGGGGACGAUCCUCCCUCAGUCCCUGGCCUUUCAGGGCCUCCUGACGGUCACUUCCUGUCAGGUGACCGUGUCGUCCUCUCUGACGGUGGAGGACGAGGUCGCUUCUCUAGAGCUAAGGCAGUCCUGCACGACUCCACAUCUCUCGGGGACCAUCACCUGUUCUUUUUGUGAGCUGAAGAAUCGAGGUCUGCCGCAGAUGAUCAGUAUGGAGGUUACGGGUCCGCAAAGCCCGGACCGGGAAGAGGCGGUGAUUUUUAGAAUGGGAAGAUGUAAGAUUAGAGCCAGGAGAACCACACAAGACGGAGGAAUGGACCACUGGCUUUGGGCCUUGGAGACAGAUUGCCCCAUUGUGCAGGCUCAUGUGAAUGGCUCAGUGUGGAAACAGCCUGGAGGUAUGUGGACAGCCAUGAUGGAGACUGAUGUAAAGGGCAGAAGAGCUGUCCUCAGGCUGGACGCCAAACCCUGGCCGGAGCUGAGUGUGGAAGGCAGGCUGGAUCAUGACAGUCCUGCCCUCAGGGCUCUGCCUAAAAGCGGCAGACUGAGACUAAGCAGCAGCUCCGGAGCACGUGGUGCAGAAGUGCUCGUUCAGAUGGAGGAGUGCAGCCUCAGAGCCAGCGGGGAUGUGAUGUCACAGUCCGGCCUGCAGGUGUCACUGCUGCACAACAGCAACUGCACAAUGUUUCAGGAGUGGGGCGUUCCGAACAGCAUGCAGGCUUCAGGCUCACUGCUUCUCUCGCCGGCCUCAGUUUAUUCCCACAUCUUCAUGGUGAUAGAUGACAAGGGCUUACGCACUGGACUGACUGCAAGACAAACUGAGGAUCAAAAUGAAGCAUUUCUUAAUCUCAGCCAUUCCAUGCCCCUGCUAAAGAAACUGGGCCUUCCUGUGAAUGCUUCACUAGCAGUAAACUCUGAGAGUCAUGAUGGUUCAUACUCUUUAGCGGUCAAUGGCAGUGCCGGGAGCCAGAAGUUAUCUCAAGAGUUGAAAAUGGAAAAGACACCUGAGAGCGUGAGAGUGCAGGGUCAGUUAAAACAUACAGUUAAUUAUCUACAAAAACUUGGAGUCCCUGCAAGCAACCGCAUCCAGGCAGACCUUGGUUCUGCUGAGGGGAAGAGCUUCAGCCUGCAGUCCCAGUGUGGAGAGCAGCAGACAGGACUCAGACUUCAGCUGAAGACUUGUCCUGUAGUCAAAGAAAUGAGGGGAACCAUGUGGCACAGCUCACCAUGGCUUCAUCGCCAAGGACUGCCCCUAAAAACAGAGGGCCUUUGUUCCAUUAAGGGAACAUCGUCUCAGCUGCGGUCCAGGGCUCAGCUCAGUGUGGACGGACACAGGCUGUUCACAUCUGGGCUGAAUGUCAGUGGGGCUGACGGUCACCUGGCUGUGCUCCUUUCCUACUCUCCCACAGCUCUCAACCAAACAAGGACGCAGCACAAGCUGGACACUGUCCUAACCGUUCAGUUCAAAGGCCCUCUAAGAAGCACUUCAUUAGACGUUCGCCGUCAGGACUGGAGGCUUCGGCUGGCAGGGGAGGCGGGGGGCUGGGGGACGCAUGGGGGUACCAAGGAGGCCAGGUUCACCCUGAGGCACACUCAACAAGGAGAAACUAGCCCCACCUUCCAGGUGGAGGCCUGGGGAAAACUUACAGAUUCCCAGCUGAAGGGUUCUAUGGCUGUAAACCCUGAACUGAGCUCUUCAUUCGCCCUCAUAGUCCAGGGACACGAUUCCACUCCUAGCAAGGAGCUGAUGGUGAACGUGGUCCACAACAUCAACCAGAUGUUGGUCUACCUGCCCUCUCAGCUCAAUCUCCGGUCUCAGCUGAACCAUUCCCAGUCCAGCGUGGCAGCUAUGGUGGAAGUGUUUUCAGGCAGGAGGAAGCUGUGGGCUCUGGGGGAGCUGACCGCCAUAGAGAGCGGAUACAGGCAGACCGUGGAGGUCAAACACUCCUACCCACAGUUAAAGCCUCUGCCCAGGACCAUGGCAGUGAGGACGGUGUACCAGACACGGACGUGGAGCUACCUCAUCCAGCAGGCCGCCGUGUGGGGCAACCACGAGUUCAGCCUGUCUGGUCUUUACUCCAGUCCAGCGGACCUGGCGCUGGGCAACCAGACACUGAAGGUUCAGAUCAGCAGCAUCCCCCAUUUGAGCAGUCUGGAGGUGGUGCAUGAGAGUUCCUCACAUGGCCGACUAGACAGCGUUUCCCUGGGCUGGAGGAGACAAGGACAAGCGCAGCAGGUCCGAGCUCUCAGUUCAUGGAGUCGCUCUGAGGAGACAAACGAGACCAAGCUGGAGCUAAAACAUCCUUUCUCCUCGGCGCUGAGCCAGCUCUCCCUGCAUCUACUGUCCCACAGCUCACAGAGGAAGAGGAGCAGCAGGCACCGGACCCAUCUGUCCUGGGAUGGCGCGGUUCCGGUCAACGUCUCUCUCAGCCUGAACAAACUGAGCUCCAACGUCGGCAGGGCGUGUGUGGCGCUUUCAGCUCAGCGGGUCGGCGGAUCCUCUGCAUCUUUAAAGACGGCGGUGUCUUCUGGAAGGGGCUGCGUGUCAAUGGGUUACGGGGGAAACAUGUAUUCACAGACUGCGGACGUCACAUGGCACAACAAGAGCUUCAGACAAGGCGUGACGUACCAGAAAAGUGCUCAGGGAUUGCACGGCCUUCAGUUGUAUGUUGAUUUGGACAGAGUGUCCCCGGCGCCCUGUCACUCUCACAUGCUCCUGGCUAAAGUCCAAACCAACCUCAGGGACCGUCUGGAGCAUCGAGUGGAGCUCGGUGUUUGUCCUGACCGGCCCAGUCUGUGCUGGUCCGGGUCUCACAGAGUGAAGUCUGGAGACGAGCUGUUCUACACUCAGUCCCGCCUGUCAGUGACGGGUCAGCCGCACCAGUCCAGCUUCACGCUCGCCCUCACCAACUCCUCGGCUGCCCAGGGAACCAACAUCUCUCUGCACACCGAGGCGAUGGUGGGUAAUUGGAGCUUGGAGCUGGGGUGCAGCGCCCUGUCUCGGCCCCAUAGCUCGGGUCUCCAGGUUCAGGCCACUCUGGACCACAGACAGAGGCUUUGGCUCAAUGGGACGAUGGAGGGACGCUGUCUGCGGACCGCUGCAGGUUACAUGAAUGGGUCGGGCCUCUGUGAGAAUCUCAGCGCUGCGGUUUGUGCAGGAAUCAAUCACAGCUUGAGGACGGACGUGCAGAGGGUCAGAGAUGGAUGCAGAGAGCCUGAGACUUUGGGGAGUUUAUCGCUAGAACUAGCCAAUCAGAAGCUGACAAUGACAGCGAGUGGCAGUGUGGAGAGGUUAACUGCAGCAGAGGAGCAAUUUCACGCUCUGAGCUCUCAGAUCCAGAAGGAGCUCAUGGAGAGGAUAAAGGCGGUUCAGCGUCUUCUUAUAGAAACCACAGAGCAGUCUGCAGACGGUCGGCUGCUGCGGGAGAGGAGCUCUGUUCCUCUGCUUGUUUCUCAGCAGGCUGAGGCCCUGCUUGGCCGGGGAAACGGAGGUUUGUUGUCCCUGUGGCUCAGGAGCUCGCUCCGUCGCACACUGACCAGCAGCCUGCCUGACUUUCUGAGUCAGAUCCAACAAGCCUCGCUGCAGGGACAGCAGGAGCUCAGGAGGCCUCUGGCUACUCUGGCGGGCGUGUACCAGGACGUGAGGGGCCUGAGGCUGGAGGCAGCAUGGAGGGAGGCUGUUGUGAUGUGGACUGACAGGCUGGCGGGCGUCCUACCUGCGGAGCUGGAGAACCCCCAUCUGAGUUCCCUGUCACUAGCAGGAGUCAAAGUCCUCAGAGCCGCCCUGGAUGUGGCAGGCCAGCAAAGCUACCACUGGGCUGAGAGCAGGCUGGCCAUGGCUCUGUCUGGCGUCAGGAAGCGGCUGGCUUCUCUGUACAGAUUCACCCCCAGAGAAUGUGAAGUGACUGUGUCAGUGCCGCUGCUAAAUCUCAACCUGUCAAAGGCUGCUGAAGGCGGGCUGUUGGAAAUCCUGCUGGAGGAGUGGCUCCUGAGGCCCCUGCAGGCCCUCGCCUCUAUUAGACCUGCUGCUGAGCUUUAUCGCUUAAAGAGGAAAAUCAUGGACAGCCCAUUCAGACACCAAGCUCUGCUGGUGGCAGAUCAGUUUGUGGUGACUUUUGACGGUCACCUGUAUGAACUUCCUGGUCCGUGUCCGCUGCUCCUCGCUCAGGACGUCGGCGGUGACCCGUCCUUUACGCUGCUGCUCGGUACAGACUCACAGAGCUCCCUGGUGAUGCGAAUGAACAACAGCACCAUCAACAUUCAGCACACUGGACAGGUGAAUGCUGACUGCAAGGACGUUGUCACACACGCACAAUACAGUGAUCAAGGGCUGAGUGUGAUCAAGGGGUCAAACAAUGCACGGGUGUCCAGUCAGGACGGACUAUUGGUGUCAUGUGAUUGGCUGCUUGAGUUGUGCAGCUUCUCCCUGGAUGGAUGGUUACAUGGUGCAUCCAUUGGACUUUUUGGGACUAACGAUAACGAUGCGGGCAAUGAUUUCCCUUUGCCUGAUGGAUCGCAAGCUAGGACGUUGGAAGAGUUUUUUCACAGCUGGGAGCUGAAGCCAAGGUGCAGUAAAUCCACAGAAACAGAGCAGCGAAUUUCCAAAGCAGCUGUCAGCCCGGCGAGUUGUGGUUCUCUGUUCUCUUCCGCUGAUUCCCCUCUGAGUUCCUGUUUCAGGGUGGUGGAUCCUGCUCAGUUCCUGUCAGUGUGUGAGUUGAGCUCCUCCAAAGCGCCCUGCCGAUUAGCAGCAGCGUUUGUUCAUCUCUGCCAGCAGAACUACGUACCACUGGAGAUCCCCAGCCAGUGUAUGAAGGUCUGAAGGACAGGCAAGCUGGUGAAGAUGAAAGAUAAGCAGUUAACCUCUGCUCACCUUUGUUUAGAACGAAUACAUUUGUAAACAAUUGUCUUUACUCUUUAUUUGUUUAAAGAACAUAUUUUAAUUAGCUGUUUUAUUUCCUAAUGGGCUCUUAACUAAGAUAAUAGAAUAUUUUCAACAACUUGAAAUAAAAUCUUUUUGUCAGCCCUA